AUGGGUUUUGUAGAUGGCACCAUUAAAAGAUCCUCUACAAAUAGUGCAAAUGGGAAAGCAUGGGAUAGAGUUAACAAUAUGGUGUUGGGAUGGCUCCUUAAUGUUGUAGAUGAAAGAAUAUAUCAAAGUGUGUUAUUCUUCAAAACUGCUAAAGAAGUUUGGGAUAACUUUGAACAACGUUUUGGGCAGUCCUCUUUAGCCCAAUUGUUUACUAUACAUGAAGCUAUUAGUAAGGCUAUACAAACACUUGAUAUGUCCAUUGAGGAAUUUUUCACCAAGAUGAAAAGUUUAUGGGAUGAAAUUGAUGCUCUAGAUCCCAUUGCCACAUGUUGUUGCUCAGGAUGUACAUGUGAAUUGACUAAAAAAACUCAAAAAAGUCAACUAGCUGGGAGGCUCAUACAAUUCUUGAUGAAAUUGGAUGCAAAAUACCAACACACAAGGAGUAAUAUACUCAUGAUGAAGGAGAUGCCCACUGCUUGUGAAGCAUAUAGAAUCUUGAUACGUGAAAAAACUCAUUAA
Amaranthus tricolor (Joseph's coat) is the source of this 519-nucleotide messenger RNA. RefSeq lists its product as uncharacterized. The coding region runs from base 1 to 519 and encodes 172 amino acids. The transcript has a single exon. The record is from RefSeq and is a predicted model, not a curated record. NCBI's taxonomy places the organism in Eukaryota, Viridiplantae, Streptophyta, Magnoliopsida, Caryophyllales, Amaranthaceae.